CUUCUCCUUCUCCUUCUCCUACAACCUCAUUAUUUCCCUCUAACAACAUGAAACCACUUCCUUUCCCCUUACCUUUCAAUAUCGGUACGGAUAUUGUCCACCUGCCCCGUAUCACCCGCCUAAUCAACCGGCCCGGAGACUACCUCACUCGGUUCACGCGCCGCAUCCUCUGCGAACAAGAACAGCAUGACUUCCGCACCCGAUUUGCUAUCCCCACUCCGUCUACUUCCCAGGCACCACCUAGCGGCUCGACCUCCAUAACGCCCGAUAUGGCCCGCUGGCUCGCCGGUCGGUUUGCAGCAAAGGAAGCCGCCAGGAAAGCAGCGCCACUGGGGGCUGCGAGUCUCGGGUGGAAGGAUGUUCUGGUGCGCGUAGGCGAGGUUGAUCAGGGGAGGCCGGAGGUGGUGUAUCUUUCUCCGGAGGGGGGGAGGGUUGGUCGGUUAUCGAUUUCGCAUGAUGGGGAGUAUGUCGUUGCCGUGGUUUUGGCGACGGGUGAGUGAGGCGAGGGCACAUGCUGUAAAGCAGUAUACAGGAUUUGACAUGCGACAUUUCACUUGGGGGGCUCUUAUAGAUACACACAUGACGCUAGGUGUCGCCAGUGGAAGAAAGCUUCGUCGGGAUGAUAAAGCCAGCUGCGGUGGGCUUUGACGGGCUGGGCUAUCUAUCGCGCGAAAUAAGCGCCUGGGGUACCGUAAGCGACCUUGAGGGGAUGGUGCGAAAUGCAAUGGUCGGGGUUUAUGUAUGGGGGGUCUGGAAUGGCUCUUGCGACAGACAAGUUGAUAGACUGGGGAAACCACCCACCUGGGCACUUAUGGAUAUGAGAGGCUCUACCUUUUUAAGCUCCCAUCGCUGGAUAUGAGGAGAAGGAUCUAACCAAUCCAACUGUGAUGUUAACAAACGUGUAGUUCAAGUGAUAAUAAGAGGUGGAGAUGG
Molecule: messenger RNA, 933 nt
Organism: Aspergillus ochraceoroseus IBT 24754
Lineage: Eukaryota; Fungi; Ascomycota; Eurotiomycetes; Eurotiales; Aspergillaceae
Product: holo-ACP synthase
Exons: 1
Coding region: 48-500 (150 amino acids)
Biological process (GO): fatty acid biosynthetic process
Molecular function (GO): holo-[acyl-carrier-protein] synthase activity; magnesium ion binding
Source: RefSeq, a predicted model, not a curated record